Messenger RNA from Otolemur garnettii (small-eared galago), 2014 nucleotides. RefSeq names its product histone deacetylase 8 (gene HDAC8). Bases 347 to 1480 code for a protein of 377 amino acids. NCBI's taxonomy places the organism in Eukaryota, Metazoa, Chordata, Mammalia, Primates, Galagidae. The transcript is spliced from 11 exons. Gene Ontology annotation, molecular function: histone deacetylase activity. The record is from RefSeq and is a predicted model, not a curated record.
AAAUGGCCCCGUAGGGCAACAAGGAUGGUUAGUUUCUACCGUACUUAUUUGUCUUGAAAAAUCGAUCCGAACUGGCUGUUAUUUAGACUUUUAUUACCUGCCGAACCCUUUUUGUUAAUUGUCACUAAAUGAAGGGGUUCUGAAGGGGUUGUGACCUAGGAAGGCGGAUCCAUUCCUUCAAUUGGAUGGGGAGCGAGGACAGUGUCCCCAGCGAUCUCACGAAUAGGAGGGAAUGUUGACCAGGGAGCACCGCUGCGGCGGAUCAGAGGAGCAGGAACUGAAACCCGGGCUGAGUCCGAAAAAAGCCCGAUUUGGACGGUGGCUCCGGAACGGUUGGAAGUGAAAGAUGGAGGAGCCGGAGGAACCGGCGGACCGUGGGCAGUCACUGCCCCCGGUUUAUAUCUACAGUCCGGAGUAUGUCCGCAUGUGUGACUCCCUGGCCAAGGUCCCCAAACGGGCCAGUAUGGUACAUUCUUUGAUUGAAGCAUAUGCGCUACACAAACAAAUGAGGAUAGUAAAGCCCCUAGUGGCUUCCAUGGAGGAGAUGGCCACCUUUCACACUGAUGCCUAUCUGCAGCAUCUCCAGAAAGUCAGCCAAGAAGGCGAUGAUGAUCAUCCAGACUCCAUAGAAUAUGGGCUAGGUUAUGACUGCCCAGCCACUGAAGGAAUAUUUGACUAUGCUGCAGCUGUAGGAGGGGCUACAAUCACAGCUGCCCAAUGCCUGAUCGACGGAAUGUGCAAAGUAGCAAUUAACUGGUCUGGAGGGUGGCAUCAUGCAAAGAAAGAUGAAGCAUCUGGAUUUUGCUAUCUCAAUGAUGCUGUCCUGGGAAUAUUACGAUUGCGACGGAAAUUUGACCGUAUUCUCUAUGUGGAUUUGGAUCUGCACCAUGGAGAUGGUGUAGAAGAUGCCUUCAGUUUCACCUCCAAAGUUAUGACUGUGUCUCUGCACAAAUUCUCCCCAGGAUUUUUCCCAGGAACAGGUGAUGUGUCUGAUGUUGGCCUAGGGAAGGGACGGUACUACAGUGUAAAUGUGCCCAUUCAAGAUGGCAUACAGGAUGAGAAAUAUUACCACAUCUGUGAAAGUGUACUAAAGGAGGUAUACCAAGCCUUUAAUCCCAAAGCAGUGGUCUUGCAGCUGGGAGCUGAUACGAUAGCUGGAGAUCCCAUGUGCUCCUUUAACAUGACUCCUGUGGGAAUUGGCAAGUGUCUUAAGUACAUCCUUCAGUGGCAAUUGGCAACACUCGUUUUGGGAGGAGGAGGCUAUAACCUUGCCAACACAGCUCGAUGCUGGACAUACUUGACCGGGGUCAUCCUAGAGAAAACACUAUCCUCUGAGAUCCCAGAUCAUGAGUUUUUCACAGCAUAUGGUCCUGAUUAUGUGCUGGAAAUCACGCCAAGCUGCCGGCCAGACCGCAAUGAGCCCCACCGAAUCCAGAAAAUCCUCAACUACAUCAAAGGGAAUCUGAAGCAUGUGAUCUAGUUGACAAAAAGAGAUCAGGUUUCCAGAACUGAGGAACUGUGCCUGUAAUGAAGACAGAGUGUUUAUGGGAGCAGUUUGUGGAAUUUGUGACUACAGGGGAAAUUUGGAAGAAAUUACUUCCUGAAAAUGUCCAUGGGGCACCAAGUGGCAGCUGGUCUCCUGGGGGGAGGAAAGCAGGCAUCCCAGAGUCCUCAACUACGCCUAGGGGAAGAGGCAGAUAUCCAACAUUUUAAAGUGUUUAUUUUUUAAAAACACACAAAUGCAGUUUUUAAUCUUUGAAAAUUAUUUUUAAGUGAUUCAGGGAGGGGGGUAUUUUUAUUUUCUUAAAGUGAUGGAUCAGAAGCUAGAGGAAAGCAGGGAGCUUCAGUCACCAGUUUGUGGGGCAGGGGGCAGCUUGAGAAGCAGAAUUUGGGCCUUAGCACCUAGGGUUGGGGGAACUGAUCAGCAGACUGGGAGAUGGGGAGAAGUCCAUUAGUGUUGUUUUAGGAUUGUGUAUCUAUUUUGUUUUUUAAUAAAAUCUUUGAAAUAUUACCU